Messenger RNA from Podospora pseudopauciseta, 495 nucleotides. RefSeq lists its product as uncharacterized. Bases 1 to 495 code for a protein of 164 amino acids. Gene Ontology annotation, molecular function: carboxylic ester hydrolase activity; palmitoyl-(protein) hydrolase activity. The record is from RefSeq and is a predicted model, not a curated record. Gene Ontology annotation, biological process: protein depalmitoylation. The transcript is spliced from 2 exons. NCBI's taxonomy places the organism in Eukaryota, Fungi, Ascomycota, Sordariomycetes, Sordariales, Podosporaceae. Gene Ontology annotation, cellular component: cytoplasm.
AUGUCGCAAUGGUUUGACACCUGGGACAUUGCCAAUUUACACCAAAAGGAAGAACUCCAAAUCGAGGGCCUGAAGGAAAGCGUCGCAAGUAUCCGAUUGCUUGUGAACAGGGAGGUGGCCAGCUUGGGUGGACAGCGAGAGAAAGUCGUCCUUGCAGGGCUGAGUCAGGGCGGCGCGACGGCUGUGCAUACAGUUCUCAACGUAGCCAAAGGCCUUGGGGGUCUCAUGGUCUUCAGUGGGAGGAUGCCCUUUUCCGGCAGAACAUUAGCCAAAAUGAGAUCGAUAUUGGAUCUGGCCGAGGUCCCUGAGGACGACAACGCAGUGCGGACGACACCCGUGCUGGUGCAACACUGCACCAACGACCCUCUUUCUAGGGUCCAGAAUGGACGGGAGGUCCGGAACAGCCUCUCAAGCUUCGAUGCUCAGGUGGAAUGGCGGGAGUACCCGACUGACGCUGCCGCCUGGCUACGUGCCCGGGUGUUCAAUGAGAAUUGA